Molecule: messenger RNA, 1449 nt
Organism: Prunus armeniaca (apricot)
Lineage: Eukaryota; Viridiplantae; Streptophyta; Magnoliopsida; Rosales; Rosaceae
Source: the annotation of a GenBank genome assembly
AUGGUGAAGAUCUGUUGCAUUGGUGCUGGAUAUGUCGGGGGCCCUACAAUGGCAGUGAUUGCACUCAAGUGUCCAUCCGUUCAAGUUGCUGUUGUUGAUAUCGCUCAAAAAAGGAUUGAGGCUUGGAACAGUGACAAGCUUCCCAUCUAUGAACCUGGCCUUGAUGAUGUGGUAAAGCAGUGCCGAGGCAGAAACCUCUUCUUCAGCACUGAAGUGGAGAAACAUGUUGACGAAGCUGAUAUAGUGUUUGUCUCUGUAAACACCCCUACCAAAACUACGGGUCUUGGAGCAGGCAAAGCUGCAGAUCUGACAUAUUGGGAGAGUGCUGCUCGCAUGAUUGCUGAUGUGUCAAAAUCUAGCAAAAUUGUUGUUGAGAAAUCUACAGUCCCAGUCAAAACAGCUGAAGCAAUAGAGAAAAUUUUGACCCACAAUAGCAAGGGAAUCAAAUUCCAAAUCCUCUCCAACCCAGAGUUCCUUGCAGAAGGAACUGCAAUCCAAGAUCUUUUCAACCCAGACAGGGUCCUCAUUGGUGGAAGGGAAACCCCUGAAGGCCAAAAGGCCAUCAAAGCAUUGAAGGAUGUUUAUGCUCAGUGGGUUCCUGAAGACCGAAUCCUAACCACCAAUCUCUGGUCUGCAGAGCUCUCCAAGCUUGCGGCCAAUGCAUUCUUGGCCCAGAGAAUAUCGUCUGUCAACGCCAUGUCUGCCCUUUGUGAGGCUACUGGGGCCAAUGUUAUAGAGGUGUCGUAUGCUGUUGGUAAGGACACUAGGAUUGGACCCAAAUUUCUUAAUGCUAGUGUUGGUUUUGGUGGGUCUUGCUUCCAGAAGGAUAUCCUGAAUUUGGUUUACAUCUGCGAAUGCAAUGGCCUUCCAGAGGUGGCUGAGUACUGGAAACAGGUCAUUAAGAUCAACGAUUAUCAGAAGAACCGUUUUGUGAACCGUGUUGUUGCAUCCAUGUUUAACACAGUGGCAAAGAAGAAGAUUGCCAUCCUGGGGUUUGCCUUCAAGAAAGAUACUGGUGACACAAGGGAGACCCCAGCUAUUGAUGUGUGCAAGGGGUUGUUGGGUGACAAGGCUGAACUGAGCAUAUAUGACCCGCAAGUUACUGAGGACCAGAUUCACAAGGACCUCGCAUUGAGCAAGUUUGACUGGGACCAUCCUCUUCACCUCCAGCCGAUGAGUGCCUCCUCCAGUACUGAGAAGCAAGUUACUGUUGUCGGGGAUGCCUACGAAGCAGCAAAGGGUGCUCAUGGUCUUUGCAUUAUGACCGAAUGGGAUGAGUUUAAGACUCUUGAUUACAAGAAGAUAUUCGAUGAUAUGCAGAAACCGGCCUUUAUAUUUGAUGGUAGGAAUGUUGUUAAUGUGGAUCAGCUGCGGGAGAUUGGGUUUAUUGUGUUCUCAAUUGGUAAGCCCCUGGAUGCAUGGCUCAAGGACAUGCCUGCUGUGGCAUAA